AUCAUUUUUGUUUACUGGUUAACUGUGAUAUUAAUUAUGAUCCUUAAUGGUAAGAGGAGCACCUGGUCACCCUGGCAAGUUUGGAACUGUAACAAAAUAUGUUCCAGUAAACUAAUCUGCUUGUACAAGCACUGUGGAACUGAGACUAUUUUGCUUUGUAAUCCAGAAAUGUUGUGACCUUCCUGCUCAUUUGUCAGAUUAUAGUUCUGUUCAGCAUAGACAGACUACUGGUUGUUCCUAAUCACUUAAAUAUACAAAACACCAAAUAAAUGCAACAGAUUAGAAAAAGGGCAGUGAAUCAUUAGCAAACUAUAAAGGUACAAAGUAUGUGGAAAAAUUUGUUACGAAUAUCGUGUUGUGCUUUAUAACAAUAAACACCUUGAAAUGGAGCUUAUAGUGGAAGACCUUAUAAAGACAAUAAGUUUUGAAGGCCAGCUGAGUUGAACCUCACAGAACCAAAAAAACUUGCAUGACUUGGAUGGGUUACACCCAGUAGUGCAACCCCACAAUAUUUUGUUGAAGACAAGUUGGCAGCUCUUUCAAUUUUUUAUUUGAAAGAUGAAGGUAUAGAUGAAAGAACCUACAGGGAUCAUAUUCAUUGGCUGUUUUUGGCCUAACGGGGACCGCGAUGUGUCAGCAACUUCAUGCUCCGAAAGAUUCAGGAGUCAGUAAACUAUAAGAUAGCGUACUUGGGAAGGUAAAAAAUGAUAUAUAAUUGAGAAGUAUCAUUUGCGACUCACAUAAUUUGGCCUUGUAUUCCACUGUGCCAUUUUCGUUUUCCACUCCCUAACGUCGAAUUUCAACUGAACUCAAAACGAGUCUGUGUGACAUCAUUUAUGAAAUCGAGGACUGGAUAGAACCGCGAGAAAAGAAUUUUUUUAAAAUGGCGAAUGAAAAUGCUGUUCGUGAAACAUUGAAUUGGUUGACAUCAUUACAAGUAGGAAUAGCACAACAAAAGGAAGUAGUUGAAAAAUGGUGUUCCUGCUACAGAUAUUCUUUAUCUCAACUAAAGAAAAGCUCUAGACAAGUUAGUAAAGAAGUUGAAAAAACUGAAGAUGUUCCUAAGAGUUUUGAAGAAGAAGUGGACUUUAGUGAAAUAGACAAGAUACUUGAGAAAGCAAAAUCUGUGCGAGUGGAAGCAACAGAAAGCAAGGAGAAAGCACUAAGCAACCCCAAGAAGCAAAGGAACGCCAUUAAAAGACAUGAACAGCUGGUGAAGGAAGAUGCCAGAGAACGAAAAGCAGUUUCAGCAGGAGUAACUCAUUCCAAAGAGAUCAGAGCUGCCCGUUUUCAAAAAAUUGCACCUAGAGUUACAAGUAGACCGAAAACAGUACCCAGCACAAGGAAAGUCCCCAAAUUGGAGCAAAAAGGAGUAAAGAAUGACGAAAAAGAUAGACUUAAGACUGAAGAAAGGCGAAAAGCUGUGCAGGCAGUCAAGAAACAAGGUUGUGAAAAAGAAACUGAACUGACAACACGAGAAAAGGACGAAGGACAUAAUCCCCAACCAGAUACAGAGAUCAAACUGCUUAAUGAUAAAACGGAAGGUGUCGUUAAUAAUGAAAUUGUCAAUAUAUGUAUGAAACUUCGACAUUUGAAGAAGAAACUUGUAAAUGAAGAAUCUAAAAAUUCGAGAAAGAAUACGCUGGCUAAAGAAAAAUUUAUAAUGGAUGUAAAAGGACUAUGCCAGGAUAGCAAGACGUACUCGGAUACUUCAAGUGUGUUGCAAUUGCCAACCAGUUCGUUGGAAAGGAUCACAAGAAACUCGCCCUUGUCACAGGCACUAGCCUUACUGGAUUGGAACAGCACAUUUAGCAGUGUAAAGGAGAUUCAAGAGCUCUGCGAUUCUGUGAUGAAAUAUCUUGAACUGAAAUUGGAACUUGAAGGAAAACAAAUCAUGCAAAAGAUGGCUGAAAACCUGCUGCAUUCAGAAACUUUGUCCAAAUCUGAGAAAAUUGAUGUUUUUCGGAAAAUGUACUGUUUACUGGUUGAGAAUGGAGAACGUCUCCCAACGAUGAUUGACGAUUCUGAAGUUUAUGAACUGGGCGUUGAAGAGGAUGCUUAAAGUUGAAAUCCUUCAAUAAGGUAAAAUUCAAAGUAAAGAGAAGCUAUUAGCAAUUUCAUACAAAAGUAUCGCAAGUCAUUUAAAUAAAUUGUUAUGAAGCUGUUUCGUCACUCUCGUCCCCAACUGGAUGUUUUUUCCAAAAGUCUUCCACUUUCAGUACAAUAUCAUACUCUUGCUAUAUAAAAAUAAAAUAGAAACAAGUACAUUUUGCAGAAUUUAUCACAUUUAACAAUUAAAACUGAGUUAAACGAAUCUAUAAGAAGCGUUUGUAAAUGUUGCUGGGUUAAAAGAAAUAAAGUACGCGUAAUAAUGUUGUUUAGAAUACCUAGAAAAUCAUUCAGUUAAGCAGUGUUAUGUGUGAACACUGCUAUUAAAAUCACUCACUGUCAAUAAACCUUGUUUCUAUUUCUCAUAACAGGUGGAACUUGAGGACAGAAGGGUUUAAUGCUUAUGUUUUGCCAGGAUAACCAACAUCAAGUCUAAUAAGUGAGCUGCCCCCCAUGUUUUUUAUCAAAGUUUAAUUAAAUUAUUAAUAAUUAAAUUUUAUAAAAAUUAUUAAUAAAAAUUAAAUUUUAUUAAUUUAAUUUUGUCUUUGGGUAACAUGAAGAUCAGAUUUUAAGAUAUUGCCUCUUUUUCAUAGUACAAUGCUUUUUUGAUAUUGAGGUUCCAAUCAUAAAUUUGCUAAAGCACCUUUAUGAAAAUUGACUUGUUUCCUCCUUAAAAUUCAUUUCUAAGAUAGAGUGAUAGGAUUUGGGACAACAUUGGGAAUAUACAAAAUAUUGUGAACUUGAAAGAGUAAGACACUGAGAAAGAAUAGCUUAGUCUAAAGUGUGAAAACAGAUGAAAACAUACCCUUCCCUUAAAGCUGCUUUUUAGAAUCAAGAAUACUGAGGUGUAGAAGUGGCAGGGGGUUUGACACUUCCCAGCCAACCCUACUAGACAAAAUCUGGUAGAAUGUCACAUCGGAUUGGAUUAUAUUAAUUGGUAAAUACCUAAAUGCAGAUCAGAAUGAGUCAAUAACAUAAAAAAAUUGCUUGAUUUAUUUAAAAUUGUCUGAAAGCAAUGGGUAGCUAUCAUCGUACGAAAAGGACCAUAAAAAUUAGACCUGGUUGGAUUAUUAGAAAAGUAUCAUACACCCAGUAUUCUCUGUGAAAGGAAUUACAUCUUUACAAAAAUGAGCUUUCAUAAAUUUUUUCAAGACUUUGUCAGGUAUAAGAUAGCAAACACAAGUUUUCAACACAAAACUACUAAAAAUUCUAAUCUCCAUUGACCCCUUGAACUGUGUUACAGCUAAAAUGCAUAAGAUUCACUCCUGAUUCACUAGCAUACAUAAUGACUUACCUCGCGCAUUUCUUUUUGAUAUUUUCGAAGCUCCUGCACCUCCUCAUCCAUCCGCACCUAUUAAUAUGUUUCAAAAAUAGUUACCUAAUGAAAAAUUAUGCAGCACUCCCUUGUAUAAAUUGAUAUAUAACUCAACUGGAACUGAGGCUUAAAAUUUACAAAAGUUUUAAGUAAAGAAAUGGUGAUUUAGAAAGGAAGGGGUAUUUAUGUAACCAUGAAUAAUUUUAAUAUAUAAAACCAUUCGACUUCAGUCUGAUUUGUUCUGUAUUGGCAUUUAAGAAGAAUCUACAUCUACUUUCAAGCAUUAAAAUCAGCUUUAAAAAUUUGGGCUCACCACACAUCCUCUCCAGAAGGACUGAAUAAUGAUGGCAGCUUCCUCGUCAGUAAGUAUCAAUGAUAAGGGUAAUGGGGGCCUUGGACUGUGAUUAGAAAAUAAAUAAUGAGAAUUGUAUGCAAAAUUAAAUCUAAUUAUCAAGGAAAAAGUCCGGUGAAUUAACAGUCGCUAACAUUUCGGGAAUUUUGAUUCACAUAUAGGUAUGUAUUUUUCAAUAUUUUACAUUUUCAUUUUAAUAGAGCAUAAUGCAUAAUAGAGCAUUUUCAAAUUCCAUGAAUUUCUAUACAUGCAGUUUUAACCUUUAAAAAGUUUGCCCAGGUAUUUAUUGCAACUGAGGAAAUAGUCAUAAUCUUGUAUAAUAUGCAAAAUAGAUUGGUUUUAAAAAUUAAAUGUUUGGUCUCAAAGGAUAAUCAUAGACUUUAAAAAGACAUACUUUUCUGCAUUAAUUCUUUGUACAAAUGGGAUGUUCCAUAAUGAUGUCUCCUCUCUUUCAGUGUGCCUUGGGUUGUUGCUAAAAGUAAAAUGUGAUGCAUUAGAAACUUAUAGAGUAUUUAUUAACCUGCAUGUUUUUUAGUGCCAUAGAUGUAUGACAAAGGGAGUUGUUCCUAGGUGUAACUUUUUAAUUGAAGGCAAGCUCCAAUCAAUGUUGAUAAUUGGAAUCAACUAGCCCUUCUCCAGCAUGAAAUUUGUUGUAGAUUUUAAGGAUAUAUUUUCAACUUCCACACUUUUUAUUGUUCAAAUACAGAUAACCCAAGAGAAGUUGUAUUUUUAAUCGUAUUUCUAAAGUUGAAUUUAUACAGUGUUACAUAUUUUGGAUCCAUAAAAGAAACAAAAUCAUAAUAACAAAUUGUUAGCCCUGAUAUUAUGCCUCUAAAUACAGAAAAGUUAAUGUCAUCUGUGCGUUCCUUAGCUGAUUCUAACAUCUCACAUUCACAUUCCACUUCAUUUGAUUAAAAGACUUGCAUUUCAAGACCAAGGUGGGAAGUGCAACACUGUAAUCAAAUUAUUUUUAUAACGUUUGAAAACUGCAUAAGACUCACUUGUAGAGAUAUUCAGUCAAGUAAUCACAUGCAUUGAAUUUUGUUCUCUUCCACUGAAAAGGGACAAUAUGACCAAAUUGCAGUCAUUUAAAGGCAGGUCAGUCAAUAAAAGGCAGUGAAUUGUGACAAAAAGAGAGGGUAUACCCACAUACGCUGACUCCUAUUUUUUUGUGUUUUAAUGCAAUUGGCUGGCCUGACACUAAUCACACUCAUACUGAUUAACAAAACAGCUUCUGCACAUAGCAAGUUUUCAAAAAUAGAUGUUGAUAUCACAUGUAACAACAGCAAUCAUGCAAAUCGCAAAUGACCCCCUAUUGAGAAAGCCUAUUUAUUCAAUGCCUUUAAAUGAAUAUGGAAAAAUGUCAGGUAUCAACUACUUGCAUUUUAAAAUGUCCUGUGCCUAUGGAGAUGGCCAACUAAAAACAAUUUGCCACAUAAAAUAUAAAUAAAAACACCAUAAAGUAUAUGAUUUUACCUUCAAGGCAUCAUUCUCAACUGCAGAUCGAAGCAUCUUGUCUAGAGCUGGGAGCAAAACUGGAAAUAUUUCCUUCUCCAAGUACUCUUUUGCAGAACCUUCAAAGCAAAUAAAUAUCUGAAAUUACUAUACACCUUAAGUUAUAUUUUUUGUUUGUAAAAUUUAGCACAUUAUGGGGAUUCUAUUAUAGGUUUGCGGCUUCACGGCCCUGACCCUAUUUAUACAUGCAGCCUUUGUAUUUGGCAAAGGGUUUUCUGCUGAUUGCCUCUUCAGGAUAAGUUGCAUUUUGCGGCUUUCAGUGAAAAUUGGCAAUGAAUGUGGCUGCCUUUCCACUGAAAACUGUGAAUGUGGCUGCCUUUCCACGACAUCAGCAAAUCAAUAGAUGUGGACUAAGAUUUCUGUGGUUUGGAACAACAAAACAGCUUGUUUUGUGAAAGAGAGUGAGAACCUGCCUACACUACUACUGCCCACUAUCAAAACCCUUAUCAAAACAGUGCUAGUUACUUUUAUAUAGAUCAAUCAUUUUAUCAUUGUGUAACCCAAUGAAAAAGUUUCGUUUUUUUCUUCUCACACUUCUUUUCGUAAAAAAACGUGUUUUUCCUAUCUGAUGUACCUUUAUCGGGUCAUAUUAAAUUAUAAUCACAUAUAGCUACGUACAUCGAUGCCUUUCGUCGUCUUUGUUUAUAUUCUUGUCUUCACAUUUUUUAUCUUUUUCGUUUAUUUCCUCUUCUUCGGCAUCUUCAAACCCAUAAUACACUGGAUGUAUUAAACUGACAUCAAAAUUGUCGGCGAUAUUUGUAGCCAGUUUUGCAUCGUGCUCAUAAAAAACUGGAUUCAGCUUAGCCCAAUCGGUCAUUCUGGCCUUAAUAUAUCAUGUACCUUUCUUCCAUUUGACAGACUACCCUUAAAACUGUGAAAAGAAUUGGAAUGUGCGAUUUUAAAAGUUAAGACAUUUGG
Rhopilema esculentum is the source of this 6209-nucleotide messenger RNA. RefSeq lists its product as uncharacterized. NCBI's taxonomy places the organism in Eukaryota, Metazoa, Cnidaria, Scyphozoa, Rhizostomeae, Rhizostomatidae. The record is from RefSeq and is a predicted model, not a curated record.